AUGGACAACGACUGGCAAGAAACAGCCUUCAGCACCCGCCACAUGCACAACCGACAAAACCGCAAUGAUGCCUCAAAAAGCUCUGGAAAAAGUAAAAGAAACACCUUUGAUGUGCGCAAGACGUUUGGAUCAUAUACUUGUAAAUGCCCUUCUUGGUUCAAGGUUUACAAUGAGUCAAAGACAGAAGGGGAAGAGGGGAAAGAUGCAGUGUUGGAGUUGUAUAGAUUGACCAGAGAUGGAAGAGGUGUUGUGGGUGAGAUUGCGUUGCCAGGGGUUAUGAGGGCUGCUGUUGUUUUGGUGGCUAGUAGGAAGGUUUUGAAGGAGUUUUUGGAAAGUGUGGAGGUUGUGGAAGAAGAUGAAGCUGAGGAAGGAGAAAAGAAUGAUGGUGAGGAGGAAGAUGAUGAGGAUGAUGAGGAAGAGUCGGAAGAAGAGCAAGACCGCUUCGAGACUUUUGAAAAGAACAGUUUCAGAGAGCCCAAGUUUUGGCUGCGCUGGAAUGGCGUGGUUUCGUCUGAAGAAACAGAAAAGGCGGAAUCUGGACUUGGAUACAUCAUUUUCCCGAGUAAUGAUUGCCGCAAGUUCAAGGGGACAUUGAAUUGCGCUUCUCUGGAGUGGGAAGACGUUGCUCUGUCGGGUCACAAGAUUGCUCCGCGAUCUGAGUCUGACAUACCUGUUGCUUGGGGACUGCAGGAGGUGCCGAUCUGA
Aureobasidium subglaciale EXF-2481 is the source of this 705-nucleotide messenger RNA. RefSeq lists its product as uncharacterized. Lineage: Eukaryota; Fungi; Ascomycota; Dothideomycetes; Dothideales; Saccotheciaceae. The transcript has a single exon. Bases 1 to 705 code for a protein of 234 amino acids. The record is from RefSeq and is a predicted model, not a curated record.